UGGGGGGCUGGAGGCGCACAGAGGAGAGAGAUUGGGAGCUUCUGGAGACGGCGCACAAGGGAGAAGGCCAGUGAAUUGAGGGAAGAAGAACGUGGUGCAAAGUGGAAAAUUGGAGACUCCUGGGGACGCAUAGUGGAAACGGCGUACACAACGAAGAAUUGAAGUGGCGCACGGACAAAAACAAAAAGAUUGCAACCCAAAUCUGUUUUAGAUUUGGGCAGGAAGUUCCUAUUCCCCUUUCAAUUUCAGUGUUUGUUUUUAUUUUAAUAAUGUCUAGUUAAUUUAUUUUAAUUAGGGUUUGGAUGGAUUUUGAUUUUGGAAUUAUGUGAUUAUUCGUGUAGUUUGAUUCAAAACCCAAUUAUUAUUUGUGUGAGAAAUUUAUAUUGUUGUGGUUAAUACUUUAAAAGAUUGGCCACCUUUUAAUGAUUUAUGCAUGAUUGACUAAAGAAUUAUUAUAAACUAGAUUCAUAAGCAAUAUAAAUCACAUGUUAGACUAUGAGAUUGAAAGAUGAUUAUCUCAUGUGUGAGAAUCGAGAAAACUUAGUGAGUUAAAUCCCCUUCCGAGAUUAGAGGUUUCCGAAGAACUUAAUGCUUAUUUAUUUCAUUGAUAUCUGCUCAGAAAUUUGAUAGUGAAAUUGAAUUAAGAAAGGAUUAAUAUGUCUUGAGAAACCUUAUUAAUUAAUUGAGAGAAAUCUACCAUCACAUGCAAAUAAUUAUAAAAUACUGUAAAGGUAUUUGUGAUUUUGAAUUGAGUUGAAUAGAUAAUUAGAUAACCCAGAUUAAAUGAAAUUUGAACCCUAGUGCAUUCCUUAAUUAAGCUUUCUCCCAAAGAAUUCAGUUUUCUAUUUAUUUUUUUUAUUUAUCCAAUUAAUUAAUUAAUUCAACUUAGGCUAAUUAAAAUUGUUUUGGUAAUGUGAUCUAGUCCUCGUGGGAUCGACAUUUUUUUUAUCAGUGCAUGCAUAUUUGACUAGGGUACAUUUGUCCGAAUUAAUUGUGCAUAAAUUACACAUCAAGUUUUUGGAGCCGUUAUCGGGGACUAGUUUAUUGCAUAUCAAAACUACAUAAGUUAGCCUUAGAUUGAACAUCUUUUUAUUUUCUUUUAGGAUUUUCAAUUUUAAUUUAAUUUUAUUGUUUAUUUUUUUUCAUCUUUUCAAAAUUUUAUUUUGAAUUUUUAAUAUUUUUCUUUUUCUUUGUAGGUUUCAAUGGUGCAUGACCCGCACUAGUGGUGGAGAAUUGAUACCUCUUGAUCAAGAAAUUGAGAAAACUCUGAAAAAGAAAAAGAAGGAGAAAAUGAAUAAGAUUGAGCAAGAAUAAGCAACCCAAACUAAUCUAAGGACAUUGAGCUCAUAUGCUACACCUAUUCUGGAUGGCACUACAAGCAUUAGGAGGCCCAAUGUGCAAGCAAACAACUUCGAGAUCAAGCCUGCAAUUAUUCAGAUGAGUGUUCAAUUUUCUAGCCCUAAUGAUGAUCCUAACUCUCAUAUUGCUAAUUUUCUUGAAAUAUGUAAUACUUUUAGGCAUAAUGGAGUUAGUAAGGAUGCAAUUCGACUUAAGUUCUUUCCCUUUUCCUUGAAAGAUAGAGCAAAAGAAUGGCUUAAUUCUCUUCUAGCAGGUUCUAUUACUACAUGGAAUGAUUUGGCACAAAAAUUUUUAUCUAAAUAUUUUUCACCUAUUAAAACAGCUAAAUUAAGGAAUGACAUAACAACUUUUUCAUAAUUUGAUAAUGAAUCCUUAUAUGAGUCGUCGGAGAGAUUUAAGGAAAUGCUUAGGAAAUGUCCUCACCAUGGUCUACUUGUUUGGAUGCAAGUGCAAACUUUUUAUAGUGGCAUUAAUCAAUAUUCUCGUUCAAUGUUAGAUGCAACUACAGGUGGUACCCUUAUAAGGAAAACUCCCGAGGAAGCAUAUGAACUUUUGGAGGAGAUGGCAGCUAACAAUUAUCAAUGGGAUAAUGAGAGAGAAAAUAAAAGGGAGUUGGAAUUUAUAAUGUUGAUUCUAUCACUGCUUUAUUUGUUCAAAUUGUUGAAUUAAAUAAGAAUUUGGGUAAUUUGGGGGUUUUAGCUAUGAAUGCUUCUUCUUCUUCUUCCCAUUUUCUUUCUUGUGAGCUUUGUGGGCGGGGACAUGCUAGUGUAGAUUGUCAAGUAGGAAAUCCUUUUUCUUCUGGUUCUUCUGAACAAGCUAAUUUUAUUUCUUAUGGUGGCAACAUGUCAAAUUUUAAUCCCUACUCCAACAUUUACAAUGUAGGAUGGAGGAGCCAUCCUAAUCUUUUUUGGAGUAAUAAUCAACAAAGAGUGCCCCCCGGCUUUCAACAACAACAACAUCAAAUUCCACAGGAGAAGAAGCCGAAUUUGGAAGAUAUGAUGGCAAAGUUUAUUAAUAGUACAGAGGCAAGAAUGUAAAGCUUGGAGACUCAAAUUGGAUAACUUGCCCAAGUGAUUUCAGAAAGACCACAAGGAGGCUUGCCUAACAAUACUGAGAAGAAUCCAAGGGGAGCUUGUAAAAGCCAUCACUUUGCGAAGUGGAAAAGAACUUGAAAGUAAAGAAAAAGAUGAAGAGCAUACAAAAGAGGAAGAAAACCAAGAGCUUGAAGCCAAAGAAGAGGAUCGUGAUUUAUCAACGAAGAAAAAGGGGAGUUAUUCUUCACUUAAUUUAAAAUCUUACAUAAAUCUCCUCUUCCUUUUCCUAAAAGAUUUCUAAAGGCUAACUUGGAUAAACAAUUUGCUAAAUUUCUAGAGGUGUUUAAAAAGUUGCAUAUUAACAUCCUUCUCUUUGAUGCUAUAUCACAGAUGCCAAGUUAUGCCAAAUUUUUGAAAGACAUAAUUACAAACAAAAGAAAGUUAGAGGAAUUUGAGAUGGUGAAACUUAAUGAAGAAUGCUCUACAAUUUUACAAAAUAAAUUGCCUCCAAAACUUAAGGAUCCAGGGAGCUUUUCUAUUCCUUGCACUAUUGGUGAAAUUAAUUUUGAUAAGGCUUUAUGUGACCUCGGUGCAAGUAUUAAUUUGAUGCCCUUUUUUGUUUUUAGGAAACUUGGAUUAAAAGAACCAACACCUACCACUGUUUCUCUUCAGUUGGCUGAUAGAAGUAUCAAAUACCUAAGGGGAGUAGUGGAGGAUGUUUUGGUAAAAGUAGAUAAAUUUAUUUUUCUUGUUGACUUUAUUGUUCUAGACAUGGAAGAGGAUCAUGAUAUGCCCCUAAUUUUAGGAAGACCUUUUCUCGCCACUGAGAGAGCUUUAAUUGAUGUCCAACAAGGAAAACUUAGCUUUAGAAUUAAUGAUGAAGUCUUAAGGAUAGAUUGCAUUGAUGAUUUGGUGGAUAGGAAAUUUCAUGCAUUUAGGUUAGAUGACCCCAUAGAAAAUUGCAUUGCUAACUCUUUUGAUGUGAAGGAUCAAAUUUUAGAUGAACAACACAAGGAGGCUGUGGGUUAUUUGGGAGAAAAUCAAAAAUUCAAUCCAUCCAAAAGAGACGAAUUGCUACCUUUGGAUGUUUCCUCUUCUUCGAAAGCCAGACCAUCAAUUGAGAAGCCUCAUAUUCUUGAACUUAAACCUCUUCCUUCUCAUUUAAAAUAUGUUUAUCUGGGGGAUUCAUCUACCUUACCUAUGAUUAUUUCUUCUUUUUUGAUAGGUCUUGAGGAAGAAAAGUUGAUGAGGGUGCUUAUGGAGCACAAAAAGGCAUUUGGAUGGAGCAUUGCUGAUAUUCAUGGAAUAAGUCGAUCAAUUUGCAUGCACAAAAUCUUAAUGGAAGAAGGAUUCAAUCUUAUGGUGCAACCCCAAAGGAGGUUAAAUCCUAAUAUGCAAGAGGUAAUGAGUUGCCCUCUGACAUGUCAUUUCAUCAAAAGAAGAAGUUUUUAUCAGAUGUAAGGUACUAUCCUUGGGAGGAACCAUACCUAUACAAGAUUUGUGGAGAUGGCAUGGUGAGGAGAUGCGUACCAUAGGAGGAAAUGCAUAGCAUACUCAGUUUUUGUCAUGACAAAGAAGUGGGUGGACAUCAUAGACCUUCUAAGAUAGCGGCCAAGGUUUUGCAAAGUGGCUUUUAUUGGCAUACCUUAUUCAAGGAUGCUUAUGCUUAUGGAAGUGCUUGUGAUCGAUGCCAGCGAAUAGGUCAUGAUAUUUUCCUUCUUCUUGACUAUACCCUUAAGCUACUAAUCUAGCUAUAUUCCUCUUUUUUUCAUUUUGAUUCUAAACACCUAUUUGGUUCAUUUGGUUGGGUGAUCUUUACGAUUUGGAGCUAAUUUCCACAAGAAGGGGUGAAUUUGGAAAAAUAAAAGAUUUCCCCCUUUUUAAAAAGAUUUUCAAAAAUGAAAGGAUGUCACCGAUGAAGGCAAUGGCUUUGUUAAACCUCACGACCUUGAAAUGGCACAAUGAGGUAUCAACCGUGUAAAGACAAUCCCUUUAUGCA
This is a messenger RNA of Diospyros lotus (date-plum), 4392 nucleotides long. RefSeq lists its product as uncharacterized. NCBI's taxonomy places the organism in Eukaryota, Viridiplantae, Streptophyta, Magnoliopsida, Ericales, Ebenaceae. The transcript has 2 exons. The record is from RefSeq and is a predicted model, not a curated record. The coding region runs from base 2784 to 3854 and encodes 356 amino acids.